Messenger RNA from Linum tenue, 831 nucleotides. The record is from the annotation of a GenBank genome assembly. NCBI's taxonomy places the organism in Eukaryota, Viridiplantae, Streptophyta, Magnoliopsida, Malpighiales, Linaceae.
AUCUCUCUUCCCAGCCACACAACUUUUCUUCUCUCUUUCUCUUCCUUCUACAGAAACCAACAACCCACUUGUUUCUUUCUCCCUCUCUCUGUACACCAACAACCCACUUGUUUCUUUCUCCCUCUCUCUGUACAAGAACGAAAAAAAAAAAAGGAAGAAUAUGAAGAAGAAGAAGACGCAGGAAGCAGAAGAACCAGGAGAAGAAGGAACCCCCACCCCACCCCACCUCACUUGUGCUCUUCCUUCUCUCUUCUCUCCGACGUCGUCUCUUUCGCGCUCUGCGAUCUCAAAUCUCCGAAAUCGCCCAUGAAGCGGCAAACUUGCCAAUGAAGGAGAGUCAUUCGACGCCUGGUUGGCUAGAUCAACGUCCUUUUGGAUCGAUGAAGAGAAGGGAAGGCGUGAACGACGAUGAAGGAAGAAGGAAGUGAUUCGUCUACACUCAUGCCAGAAGGAACAUGUCAUGCCGCCGGCGGUGGGACUGCUGUCAACCGCGACCAAGGCGGUUGUGGAUAUGCAAUGUUAAGGAACUUGCUUAUGUCUUGGACGAAAAGGGUUGAUUUCCUUCCAUUCGAGACUGGUUGCUGGUUUCUUAUACGAAAUUGUGCUGCCCUGAAUUCGAAGAUUAUGAGAACUGGGGCCAGUACAUUGGAGUUUUCCUUACGUGGUGGCUAUGUGGUGUUACUUUCGGUUUCAGGUUUCUUAUGUUCUGGUCCAGUUACAAAACUAGGCUACUUCAGAGUUUUGCCGUUUCCUACUGUCAUUCUGCGUACUGGCGAAUUUCAGCGGCAUCCCAUUUUGGUAAUCGAUUGCUUUCCAGUUGAAGUGCCUUAG